Bactrocera oleae (olive fruit fly) is the source of this 1282-nucleotide messenger RNA. Its product is annotated as 27 kDa hemolymph protein. NCBI's taxonomy places the organism in Eukaryota, Metazoa, Arthropoda, Insecta, Diptera, Tephritidae. The record is from RefSeq and is a predicted model, not a curated record.
GUUUCAAGUCAGCGCCAAAUUAGUUCGAUACGCGUCGCGCGCAAAGGAAGUUGAUAAUUCGCAAUAAACGUAUAACGGUAAAGAAAAUGCAGAAACUGCAAUUGCUUUGUGUGCUCACGGUGGCGAUUUUAGCUAUCUUCCUACAGUGCAAAUGUCAAGCAGCGGCGUCAAAUAGUCAAUUAGACGCGCUGAAGCAACAAUUGCUGCCCGCUGAGUACAAAAAUCGCAAUUUUACUGUGGAUGAGCUGAAGAAAGUGCUGCACGAAAAGUGUAAAAAGGCGACGGGCGGUGAAGAGAACUCCCCACUGUAUCAGGAGAUUGAGAAGGGCAGCACUGUGUUGACCAGCUGUCUGGCCGAUUUGGCCAAUAUGACAGCGUUGCAGCAAGAAAUCGAGGCGGCACGCCCCAUCGGCGAACUGGACACAGUCUUCAAUAAAUAUUGUGAUAAGGCGCCGGCUGCCGCCAAGUGUCUGCGCGACUUCAAUACCAAAGUACAACCCUGUCUGAACGCCAAGGAGAAACAGCAGAAUAUCGUGUUCAUGCGCAUCGUUACAGGUCUGCUUGAUUUCAUGUGUUCGCGUGGCGGCGAUCAUAUAGCACUUUUCGUUGCCGAGGAGGGACCCGAGUGUUUGGAGGCGAAUCGUGAUGCAAUCAAUAUGUGUUUAAAUAGCUCAUUCCAUGAAUUUCUGCCCAAGGACUUUAAGGUGCCCGAUCUCUUCGAUUUGCCCGAUUUAGUGUUAGAACCAAGUCAUUGUGUCGAUCUGGAACGUUUCCAAAGCUGUACCAUACACCAUUUGGAGCAGUGUCGCGAAAUUACACCCGCUAAUGUAGCCGAGGCGGUGUUUAAGUUCAUUAAGAACGAAACAAGCUGCAAUCAAUAUAUGCAAGCGAAGCCCAAUCAGCGUCCGAUAUUAAUGAAGGCCAGCGCUGGUGGCGGCGGUGUGGCAAUACAAACGUCGAGCUUAUUUAUUUUGUUACUGGGUAGCGGUUUAAUGUUGUUCGUGAGUCAUAUACUGAAGUUGUGAAGCGGUCGAUUGCACUUAUCGAUUAAAACCAGUUUCGAUAAUACUUAAUAGGAUAUGUUGAUUAUUAUUUCGUAAGUAAAACGAACAAAUAUUUGUCCAAAUAAAAUCGAUUAUUAUCGAUAAGUGUUGACUAACAUGUAGAUAUAAAAUUGAGAAAUCGAUUUUCUCACAACUCAAUAGUAAAGAUCAGCACAAUAUAUCAAAACUUUAGAUGCGUUACUUUUUUAAUAAUUUUUUGAUAAUAAAUCGAUGUAUUU